UUUCCGGUUGGCGCAGGCGCUGACCAGAACCUGUUCUGCUCAUUGGGCUGUUGAGCGUGGAUGGCUGGGAGUUCCUUUUCUGCGUUUGGCCCUUUUCCUUUUCUGCGUCCUUCCCGCUAAAUUGUCCAACGAGGGUUGCUAGGCAACAGUCGCCGGGUUACUUUGGAUUAGGGUUGCUGCCCUACUUGGGGCCGAAGAAAGGAGCCUGCGGCGUAGUGGCUCUGCUGAGAACGGAUACACAGGUGCCAACUGCCCUGACGUGGAAGCGGCGGAGGUGACGAGCAAAGAUUGACAGUGAAGAUUAACAUUUGAAUUAUUUCCAGAUGAGCUUCCUAUUGCCCAAGCUGACCAGCAAAAAGGAAGUAGACCAGGUGAUAAAAAGUACUGCAGAGAAGGUGUUGGUUCUCAGGUUUGGGAGAGAUGAAGAUCCUGUCUGUCUGCAGCUAGAUGAUAUUCUUUCUAAGACCUCUUCUGACCUAAGUAAAAUGGCUGCUAUAUACCUGGUAGAUGUGGACCGAACUCCUGUUUAUACACAGUAUUUUGACAUCAGUUAUAUUCCAUCGACUGUCUUUUUCUUCAAUGGGCAGCAUAUGAAAGUGGAUUAUGGAUCUCCAGAUCACACUAAGUUUGUGGGAAGUUUCAAAACCAAACAAGACUUCAUAGAUUUGAUUGAAGUAAUCUAUCGAGGAGCAAUGAGAGGAAAACUUAUUGUCCAAAGUCCUAUUGAUCCCAAGAAUAUUCCUAAAUAUGACCUUCUCUAUCAAGACAUUUAGUACACUGUCUGCCGUCAAAGAUGAAGAGAAAGGUGCAUCUUGAAGCAGUACCUGAAUCCCAGCCGUGCUGUUUCCUGGAGUCCUUCAGAAACGUGUUCAGUGUCCCUGCGGAGAAGAGCUUUGGCGCGCGUGUAAAAUACCAGCCCCUCAGGAGAAAAAUCACACUGGUUCCCCGUUUAUCUGAGAUGCCCAAAUGUCUGCUCCCUGCGAACCUCAGAGCAGUCAAGCCGGUGGUGUUCAGUUUCCCCAGGGUGAUUUGGUUUUUUACCUUCUCUUUAUAGCGUGCUUUCUUUAUACUUUAAGAUAAUACAGAAUCCUCCCAAACACUGACUAGUAAAAUUUGAGUUCAUCCUGUUUAUUUGACACAUAAGUAAAAUCAAGAGUCAGUUCCCAUCAGAGCAAAAAUACAUAUUUUCUACCCUACACGUGUGCACACGUGCACAUACACACAUACACACACACACACAAAGUCUCCAUUCCCUAUUACCCCAGUUUCUCUUAGAAUAAUUAAUUCUCUACUGAGUAGAGAAUAGCUCUUCUUGCCCGUUUGUUUUAUUUUGGAGCCUUUCUGGCUCUGACUUUUAAAACACUGUCCUGUUUGGCUCAUUUAACUAGCUUUUAUGUUGUUAAAUUGCCAAAGAAGUGAGAACUUGAAACUACACCAUCCAGCACCCAAUUGGUGUGAAAGAAAGGAUCAACUACUCUUAGUAAGUAGGAACAGAUCUCUCCCAGAAGUUGCCGCCCCUUCCUAAGGCAGAAAAUUGUAUUUCAAGGACUCAAAACUAAGAUAUGUCAGAAUUAUUAGAAAGAAACACCACCUUUAUGGGAUUUGCCUGUUUUGAUAACUUUAUGAGGAAUUGUUGGCCUUCCAGGAUCACCUGGCACUACCCUGGGCAAGCUACUGCUCUUCUGAAAACCUCAUGGCAGCUUUGGCAUUGACCUUCUAGGAUGGGAGGGUGGGUGCGCAGUUCUAAUUCAGGGCAGCACCAUCACUGCAAGUCCAGCCCCCUUUGCCAAGUGCUUCCUUUCCAAGUCUCUCCUGUAGGAGGAGUGACCGCGAGACUUUGUUCUGGCUAAUGUAGCAUAGAGGGAAGGCUGCUGGGCUCCUUUUUUGUCCUCCAUUGAUAAAAGGAGAGACCCACUCCAGCAAUAAGACAAAACAAAACCCUGUCACCACCACUUGUCUUCUCCUCCCCUCCACUUCCUGCUAUUGAUUUAAUCACGAUGCAUGGAGCUACAGCAGCUGUCUUAGGACCAUGAGGCGACCAGCAUCAGGAUGAAAACUCAAUAUGCUGAGAAGAAUGGUAAAAAGAGCCUGAUGCCUGAUGAUGUUAUUGAGCUACUAAGUGAACUCCAGACCUGCCUCUUUCCAACUUCUGUGAAAGAAUAAAUGUCUUCAUUGCCUAAGUCA
Messenger RNA from Microcebus murinus (gray mouse lemur), 2184 nucleotides. RefSeq names its product thioredoxin like 4B (gene TXNL4B). Gene Ontology annotation, biological process: mRNA splicing, via spliceosome. The record is from RefSeq and is a predicted model, not a curated record. Gene Ontology annotation, cellular component: spliceosomal complex; U4/U6 x U5 tri-snRNP complex; U5 snRNP. NCBI's taxonomy places the organism in Eukaryota, Metazoa, Chordata, Mammalia, Primates, Cheirogaleidae.